Dissoconium aciculare CBS 342.82 is the source of this 1627-nucleotide messenger RNA. RefSeq names its product major facilitator superfamily transporter. The transcript has 6 exons. Gene Ontology annotation, biological process: transmembrane transport. Gene Ontology annotation, cellular component: plasma membrane. The coding region runs from base 131 to 1627 and encodes 498 amino acids. The record is from RefSeq and is a predicted model, not a curated record. NCBI's taxonomy places the organism in Eukaryota, Fungi, Ascomycota, Dothideomycetes, Mycosphaerellales, Dissoconiaceae. Gene Ontology annotation, molecular function: transmembrane transporter activity.
CGGCAUCUACUUGUCUUCACAAUACUUAUAACAAGCACAUCUUUUUAAAACCUUUCUCACGUCGAUCAAGAAAGCGAGAAAGAAACGAAGACGGGAAGUUUGCGACUGUGCGACCCUGCUCACCUCAAUCAUGCGUCUGGGGUUCGGUACCAAGGAGCACUCGCCCAACGCUUCUCUGGACCAUGAAAAGCACGCGCAUGGCGAUGAAUCUGUCGCGCGCGACGAAGAUCUCCUCGUGGCCUGUCCACCACACACGACAGACCGUAAAUUGAUGAGCAAGAUCGACUUCCAUGUCAUCCCCUUCUUGUGCAUUCUUUAUUUACUGGCAUUCUUGGACAGGAUAAACAUAUCGAAUGCGGAUGUCUAUGGAUUGUCCGAUGAAUUGAAGCUGCAGGGUGAUCAAUUCAAUGUGGCAUUGCUUAUAUUCUUCGUGCCAUACAUCCUUUUCGAGAUUCCGUCCAACAUACUGCUUAAGAAAUUCAAACCGAAUGUCUGGCUAUCGAUCAAUAUGUUCCUGUUCGGGUUUACGACCAUCAUGCAGGGCAUAGUAACGAGUUACAGCGGACUCCUAGCGACUCGCUUCUUCCUCGGAGUCUUCGAGACCGGCAUGUUCCCAGGCUGCUUCUAUCUCAUUGGCAUGUGGUAUCGACGCAAGGAGGCACAGAAACGCUAUUCUUUCUUUUUUAGCUCGACAACGCUGGCAGGUGCUUUUGGGGGUCUGAUUGCUGCUGGUAUCGGCCGAAUAAACGGUGCAGCUGGAUACGCAGCGUGGAGAUGGAUCUUUAUCAUCGAAGGUCUCAUCACCGUCGCCGUGGCAUUGAUAUUCUUCUUCGUAUUGCCCACAUUCCCUGAACAAGCAAAAUGGCUCAAAGAGGACGAGAGAGCUUACGUCGCAGCUCGACUUCGCCAGGACCAAGGCAAGUCCGGCGUUGAGCGCGCAAUCCGUGGGAAAGAUGUCGUCCAGGUAUUCAAGGACUACAAAGUCAUUGUGGCUGGCUUCAUGUACUUCGGCCUGAUUGUUCCAGCAUAUUCAUAUGCCUAUUUCGCCCCGGGAAUUAUCAAGACAUACGGAUACAGUCCGAUCCAAACACAGUUCUAUUCUAUUCCACCAUGGGCUGCGGCCUUCGGCUGGAGCAUGUUUUUGGCGACGAUGUCCGACUGGCGAAAACACCGGUUCGCAUUCACUAUCAUCAGUAUCUGCAUCAGCAUCACGGGAUUUGCCAUUCUGAUCAGUGUGCAUAACAACACCAGUCUGCAAUAUGCUGCUCUAUUUCUGGUGACAUCAGGUACCUACGGCGCAAUGCCCAUUAUAGUCUGCUGGUUCAACAUGAAUUUGGGAGGUCACCACCGUCGAGCAGUUGGAAGUGCUUGGCAGGUCGGAUUCGGAAACAUCGGCGGCAUCAUCGCUGUGUUCGCUUUUCGAAAACCCGACGCGCCCAAAUUCGUCCCGGGCUACUCGAUCUGUAUCGCCUUUGCUAUCUUGAGCAUAUUGGCAUGCAUGAUUUAUGGCUUUGCUUGCUGGAGAGAGAACCGGCAGAAAGAUCGAUCAGUGGUGGAUGUUGGUUUAACGGAGUACGAGAAGAUCGAACUUGGUGAUAAAGGACCUGACUACCGCUACCAGCUGUAA